Messenger RNA from Plutella xylostella (diamondback moth), 1752 nucleotides. The record is from RefSeq and is a predicted model, not a curated record. Lineage: Eukaryota; Metazoa; Arthropoda; Insecta; Lepidoptera; Plutellidae.
CAUUCGCCGCUUGAGGUCGCGUCAGUCGGGUUUCUGCGUUCGCCAGGGAAGUGCGUGCGUCUAUCUGGCUCCUCAAUUUAUCGUAUUUAUUUUCGGUUGUAUUGUCGAAUUAAUUAUUUAUAAUUAACUUACAAUACAUACACAAAUACGUAAUUAAAGUGUGAAAGUGUACGUUUCUGUGUGGAUUUACUUCAUUUACGGUUUGAUUUGCUAUAUCCAAUCCAACAAAGUCGAAAGGUCGAUAAUUACUUCGAAGCCGUGUACUGAGAUGGCAAAGACAGAGAAGUCGUUUCCAAGAAAUUUCACAGGAUGUCUAACAUGCGUGCAAGUGCUCAACAUAAUGGUCCUGCUCGGAUUCAUGCUGAAUUACGCACUGCGAGUGAACCUCACGAUCGCCAUCGUCGAGAUGAUAUACGACGCGCGGGACAACGUCACCGCCGCCGUCAACGUCACCAAUGUCACUGAUGUCUUCAAUAAUGUCACACAGCACCCGGAGCACAUAGAACAGACGCGCUACCACUGGGACACCAAGCAGAAGAACCACCUGCUCGGCUGCUUCUUCUGGGGCUACGUCAUGACCGAGCUGCCUGGGGGGCGGCUGGCAGAGAUCUUCGGAGCCAGGAGAAUAUUCGGCUUCAGCACAUUGCUGGCCAGUAUUCUGACUCUGCUGACUCCCGCUGCCGCCGCGGCCGGCUUCGGCUGGGCCGUGGCCCUCAGGGUGCUGCUGGGCUUCUUCCUCGGAGCCACCUGGCCAGCCAUCCUCCCCAUGGCAUCUAAAUGGAUCCCGCCUAUGGACCGCUCCAAAUUCAUGUCUAAUAUGAUGGCGUCAUCACUGGGCGCGGCCAUCACGAUGCCGAUCUGCGGCUUCCUCAUCGCGCACUUCGGCUGGGAGUCCGCCUUCUACUUCACUGGUAUAAUCGGCGUGAUGUGGUCGCUGGCGUGGUUCGCCGUGGUGUACGACUCGCCCGCGCAGCACCCGCGCAUCUCCGACUCCGAGCGACUGUACCUGGAGAAGGUCAUCGGCACCGACUCCAAUAAGAAGGGGCACACCCCGGUCCCGUGGAAGGCGAUGCUGCUGUCUGCUCCGGUGUGGGCCAUCAUCAUCACGCACGGCGCCUCGGUCUUCGGCUACUUCACCGUGGUCAACCAGCUGCCGACCUACAUCGAGGGGAUCCUGCACUAUGAUAUUAAACAUAACGGCCUGCUCUCCUCUCUCCCGUACCUGGGCAAGUACCUCUGCGCACUCGCGUCGUCCGUGCUGGCCGACUCGCUGCGGCGCUCCGGCCGCCUGUCCACCACGCACGCCAGGAAGCUGUUCACGGGCCUGGCCGUCGGACUGCCCAGUAUAAUGAUGCUGCUCAAAGCCUCGUACGGUCACGAGCGCGUGUGGUCGGUGGCCAUCUUCACGCUGGCGCUCACCAUCAACGGCGCCGUCACCGCCGGCUACCUGGGCAACGGACUCGACAUCGCGCCCAACUUCAGCGGAACCAUUUUCGGCAUGGCGAACACGCUGUCAUCAUUCGGAGGCUGGCUUUCCACCUUCAUGGUCGGGGAACUCACCAAAGAACAUAACACGUACGAGCGCUGGCAGAUAGUCUUCUACAUCCUGGCAGCCACAUACGCGCUGGGAGCCGUCUGCUUCGUCACCCUCGGCUCGGGCGAGCUGCAGCCGUGGAGCGCGCCCCGGGACCAGCCCAAGGACGAGAAGGAAGAGGAGCCGCUUAAUGAGAAGGCUUAGAGGGUAGAAGGGGG